Scatophagus argus is the source of this 2292-nucleotide messenger RNA. RefSeq names its product WD repeat domain 46 (gene wdr46). Gene Ontology annotation, cellular component: 90S preribosome; small-subunit processome; nucleolus. The record is from RefSeq and is a predicted model, not a curated record. The coding region runs from base 79 to 1872 and encodes 597 amino acids. Gene Ontology annotation, molecular function: protein binding. Gene Ontology annotation, biological process: maturation of SSU-rRNA from tricistronic rRNA transcript (SSU-rRNA, 5.8S rRNA, LSU-rRNA). The transcript has 14 exons. Lineage: Eukaryota; Metazoa; Chordata; Actinopteri; Scatophagidae.
AACACUCUGGCAAUUUAUAACCAGAAGUGACGUUGGCAUAAACGAUAUCGCCGGAACUGCUAAACGUACACAACAAACAUGGCGGCUCCCGGCGAAGCAAAUGUGAAGAAUUCACACGUGGAGAAAAAGAAGAAGCCACCAGCUCGUUACUGGCAGGAGCCACAGGGGGAGGGAAAAGAUGAAAACAAAGUGGGAAAAGAUGAAGAACAGACUGAAAAGACUCUGCAACAGACGGGGGGAAAGACACAGAAAGCAAAGAAACGAAAGCAAGAAGAGCAUGAAAGAGAUGAAAAGAAAUUCAUAUCAGGGAAAUCUGACCCUUUUCCUGGACCUGCUCCAAUUCCAAAAGACAGACUGGAGAAGUUCAAGAGGAAAACUAAAACUAAAAAGCCCCCCCGCCAGCAUUACAAACUGAGAGACCUGAUCACUCGCUCAGAUGAAUCUUCAGAGAUAGCCCAGAAACAAGCCGCCCAGUUUGACCUCCUCCUCCCAGAGGAAGCAGGGUUUCUAGAGGGUGACGAAGAUGAGGACACAUGUACGAUCUCUCAGGAAGAUAUUGCAGAAGCUGUGGACAUAACAUCUGGUGCAAAGUAUUUUAAUCUGAAACUGUCUCAGUUUGGACCAUACCGAGUGGAUUACACCAAGACUGGACGUCACUUGGUGCUUGGUGGGAGGAGGGGCCAUGUUGCUUGUAUAGACUGGCAGUCCAAACAGUUAAUGUGUGAAAUAAACGUGAUGGAGACUGUGAAUGAUGUGAAGUGGCUCCAUAGUGAAGCCAUGUAUGCAGUGGCUCAGAAGAAGUGGCUGUAUAUCUAUGACUCUAAUGGAAUAGAGCUUCACUGCAUCCGCAAAUUCAACGACGUCCUUCGUAUGCAGUUCCUACCCUACCACUUUUUGCUAGCCACGGCGAGUGCUACAGGUUUCCUGCAGUACCUGGAUGUGUCUGUGGGAAAGGAGGUGGCAGCCAUCUGUACCAAGACUGGCCGACUCGACGUGAUGUGCCAGAAUCCUCAUAAUGCCAUCAUACACCUAGGCCACCACAACGGCACGGUCACGCUUUGGUCGCCCAACCAGAAAGAAGCCCUCAUCAAGAUGCUCUGUCACCAGGGCAGCGUGCGCUCUGUCACUGUAGACAAGACGGGCACAUACAUGGUGACAUCUGGCAUGGAUAAAAAGCUGAAGGUAUAUGACAUUAGAGCCUUCAAGCCUCUCAAGUCCUACUUCAUCCCUGCUGGAGCUUCAUGUUUGUCACUGAGUCAGAGGGGGCUUCUGUCUGCAGCCACAGGGGAUAUUGUUCAGGUCUACAGGGACGUGUGGACCACUCCAGUGACUAAACCAUACAUGGCUCACAGAGUUCGAGGAACAGUUUGGGGGCUGAACUUCUGUCCCUUUGAGGAUGUCCUCGGGGUGGGGCACGGAGAUGGUUUCACCAGCAUGCUUGUACCAGGUGCGGGAGAGCCUAAUUUUGAUGGUCUAGAUGCAAAUCCAUACCGCAGUGCAAAGCAGAGGCAGGAGUGGGAGGUUAAAGCCCUGCUGGAGAAGAUCCAGCCAGAACUCAUCAGCCUUGACCCCACUGAGCUGGGACAGGUUGACCAUGCCACAUUUGAGCAAAGGCACAAAGACAGGGUCCAAGCUCUGGGUUAUGACCCACUAGCCAGGGAAAAAUUUGUUCCCAAGUAUAAGAAAAAAGGUCGUAGUUCUGCUGGCAGUGUUGAAAAGCGCAAGAAGCAAGUGGCUCAUGAGGACCAGAGAGAUGCAAUCAGAAAAACUGUUGAGGACAAAAUGAAAAUGGAAAAAGAGAGAAAGGAGAGGGAGAAGAAGGCGGCAGUGUUAGCCAGCCAGAGAUCUGCUCUGGACAGAUUCAAAAAAUAGAAAAGGAGGACCCUUUGUGCAACCCAAAACCCAGUGACAUUCUGUGGGAGUGACCUUUGAACUUCGUAUAUUUGGACGCAUUUUUUGGGCACAGUACUCCGCUGUGGAAGCAUAACGGAAACUGCAGGAAUUCUCGAUAUAGCUGGCUCAGUUGAGACUUUCUGUUCCUUUGAAACACAUUAAAGCCAAACUGUGGUCAGUGCUGAGUGCAUAGAUAGAGUGGUUUGAGGUAGUGACUGUAGCACAGGCAUGUCCUCGCAGUUUGUGUUUAGCUGUAUUUUUUGGUCUACUGCCGGGAAAAAAAAAUGUUUCUCUCAUUUUUUUUGACCUCGCUGAAUGGAGAUGUUUGGUGGCUGAACUGACUGUAUAUCAAAUGUUUUAUAUAAAUAUGUUUUAAAAAUAAACAACACAUCGUCAUGC